This is a messenger RNA of Microthlaspi erraticum, 1332 nucleotides long. The record is from the annotation of a GenBank genome assembly. NCBI's taxonomy places the organism in Eukaryota, Viridiplantae, Streptophyta, Magnoliopsida, Brassicales, Brassicaceae.
AUGGGAUGUUUCGGACGAGCUGCGAAAUCAAACAAACGAUCGGAUCCCAAAACCGCGAAGAACAUCAUCGAUGUUACCAAAAACAAAAUCGCGAUCGAAGGAAAUUCCGUCCGUAAGAAUGCCAAUCGCGAUGCUCAGACGCAUCCCACAUCAGAUUGCAUAAAAGUGAGUAGUCCAUGUGGUGGAGAUGUAAACAAGGAACCAGCUACAAAAGAGGAUCAAUUAGCUUUAGAUGCGAAAGAUACGAAUGUUGAAGACGAAGUUCCAGGGAAAAAAGCACAGACUUUCACAUUUGAAGAACUCUCCAUUUCCACGAAUAACUUCAAGCCGGAUUGUUUCUUAGGCGAAGGAGGUUUCGGAAAAGUUUACAAAGGUUUCAUUCACAAAAUCAAUCAGGUUGUUGCAAUCAAGCAACUUGACCGUAACGGUGCUCAAGGAAUCAGAGAAUUCGUCGUUGAAGUGUUGACAUUAAGCCUCGCUGACCAUCCAAACCUCGUAAAGCUUAUCGGAUUCUGCGCUGAGGGUGUUCAGAGACUGUUGGUCUACGAGUACAUGCCACUAGGAUCUCUUGAAAACCACCUCUAUGAUCUUCCACAUGGCAAGAAACCGCUUGAAUGGAGCAUUCGGAUGAAGAUAGCAGCUGGAGCAGCAAGAGGACUAGAGUAUCUCCACGAUACAAUGAAGCCUCCUGUGAUCUACCGUGACCUCAAGUGUUCUAACAUCUUGCUCGGCGAAGACUAUCAUGCAAAGCUCUCGGACUUUGGGUUAGCGAAAGUGGGACCAAGCGGAGACGAGACCCACGUUUCGACGAGAGUCAUGGGAACGUACGGAUACUGUGCUCCUGAGUACGCAAUGACUGGUCAGCUAACGUUCAAAUCGGAUAUAUACAGCUUUGGAGUUGUUCUUCUUGAGCUUAUCACUGGAAGGAAGGCGAUUGAUAACACAAAAGCACGUAAAGAUCAGAAUCUUGUUACAUGGGCGCUUCCGUUGUUUAAAGAUAGGAAGAAUUUCAAGAAAAUGGUUGAUCCGUUGUUGAUAGAAGGAGAGUAUCCGGUGAGAGCGUUGUACCAAGCGCUUGCGAUAGCUGCGAUGUGUGUUCAAGAACAGCCGAGCAUGAGACCUGUGAUAUCGGAUGUGGUUAUGGCUUUGGAUCACUUGGCUUCUUCAAAUUGCGACCUGACUCACAGGAGAAAGCAUUCCAUUACGGAGACAGAGACGAGAGUCAAUGGUGAAGAGAAAAGAGUGGUUGAAUCUAAAGUUUGUGUUGUGGAGGAGGAAGAGAAACAAGAGAUCACGAUAUGUUCAGAACAAGCACCACAACUUAGUCCAUAA